This is a messenger RNA of Sorex araneus (European shrew), 4975 nucleotides long. RefSeq names its product ciliary rootlet coiled-coil, rootletin family member 2 (gene CROCC2). Bases 1 to 4542 code for a protein of 1513 amino acids. The transcript has 28 exons. Lineage: Eukaryota; Metazoa; Chordata; Mammalia; Eulipotyphla; Soricidae. The record is from RefSeq and is a predicted model, not a curated record.
AUGAGCUCUGCGUCCAGCGAGCCCGGAGACAAGGACGCACCUGGGGGGUCCCCGCUGGGGCUGGACGCCGUGAUCCAGAGGCUGCAAGACACGGUGCUGGGCCCCGGGGCGCGCCGAGAGGACCGGACACUGACCAUGCGUGGGGACAGCUGGAGGGCGCCCCCCACCCCCGUGCCCGCCCGCAUCCGUGCCAUCGUGGCUGGCAGCCUGGGCGAGGGCCCGCCCGAAGGUGAGCCCCGGGGCCCGGCCACCGUGCACGUGCAGGAGGAGAACCAGCUGCUGAGGGCCGAGCUGGCCCGGCUCGAGGAGCUCCUGGCCCAGGCGGGUGCCGAGCGGGACCAGCUGGCCACCAGGUGCCGUGCGCUCAGCGAGGGGCUGCAGGCCCGCCUGGACACAGCCCAGGCCCGGCUGCGGAGGUCGGAGCUACAGCACAGCGCAGACCUGGAGGAGGCCCUGGGCCGGCUGGAGGCCUCGGAGCAGAGGGGCUCGGGGCUGUCGCAGGUGAACGCGCUGCUCCGGGGCCAGCUGGAGCACAUGAGGGCGGCCAACGAGGCGCUGGCGCGGGAGCUGGCGGGCGCGGCGGGCAGCGUCCAGCACCUGCGGGCUGAGCUGGAGCGCAGGGAGUGGUCUCCGGGUCAGGCCCGGCACCUGCGCCCCGGGGAGCCCCAGGCAUUCCUGCGGCUGUGGCGGCAGGUGGCCGCACUCAGGACACACCUGGCGGAUCUGCGAGAGGCCACGGACAGGGGCCUGGCCGACAUGCGGGUGGACGCGGCGCGCACGGCCGGGCGCCUGCACACGGCCUGCCUGCACCUGGCCUCCUCCCUGCGGCUGGAGGCGCGAGGCCCCGCCUCGGCCCUGGAGGGGCAGCUGCGGCUCCAGGCGCACGAGAUGCUGCAGCUGCAGGGGCGCUGGGACGCGGAGAAGGUGGCGCUGCAGGCCAGACUCUCCGAGCAGGCCCAGCUGCUGGAGAAGCUCAGGGACGAGGCAGCGAGGACAGAGGGAACCAUCCGCGCCCUCCGCGCCGAGGCCCAGCAGCGGGAGUUGGGGCGGCCUGGAGGCGGACGUGAGGACUGCACGGAGGAGGUGGCAGCCCUCCGGCAGAUGCUGAGUAGCAUUGCACAGGUGGCCCAGGAGGACGCGCAGGGCAGCCCCGGAGGCGAGGUGGAACAGGCUGGCCUGAGGACCCCGCUGGGCACGGCGUCCCCCCCGCAGGCCAUGUCCCCCGCCCGGGCCCACUCCCCAGGGGCUCCGGGCCUCGCGCUGCAGGCUGUGCGGUGGGCCUUGUGCAGGCGACGGCAGCAGGAGCAGGACUUGCGCCUGCAGCUGGAGGCCUCCCAGGUGGAGGCGGACCAUCUCCGGGAGCAGCUGUCUGAGAGCCAGCGCGAUGGGCAGGCGGCACAGAGGCGCCUGCAUGAGGGGACGCGGGAGCGUGAGGCCCUUCGGGACGCCCUGGAGGUCCAGAGACAGCAGGCACAGAGCUGCAGAGCGUCCAGCGACCUGCUGGGGAGGGAGAAGGCGGCUCUGGAGGCUGAGGUGGAGAAGCUGAGGAGGAAGGCUGCGGACCGGGAGCUGGAGCAGCACCGGCUGGAGGCCAUGAACGACGAGCUGCAGCGGCGCGUCAGGCUCGGGGCCGAGCAACAGGAAGCGCUGGUGGAGCAGCGAGCACAGGACCAGCGGCAGCUGCAGAGCAGUCGAGGGCGCCUGGAGCAGCUGGAGGAGAGAGUCUCGGGACUCGAGGAGGAGCUGGUGUCCACGCGGCUGCAGAGGGACCUUGCGGAGAGCGAGCGCGCUGGCCUGCAGGGCUCCCUGGCCCGGGCUGAGUCCAGCAAGGCUGACCUGGAGCUGCUGGUGUCCCGGCUGAAGUCGGAGGGGAUGGGCCAGAGGGACACCCUGGCCAAGGUGGCCGCGCUGAUGGAGGAACUGGUCCAGGACAAGGGCGCUCUGAACCGCCUGGUCCAGCAGCUGGAGCAGGAGCGGGCGCGGCUGCAGGAGCAGCAGGCGGUGCUGGAGCAGGAGCGGGCGCAGGCCCGGGAGCAGCUGUCGCAGGCAGAGCAGCAGCUGGAGCUGGCGGGGGCUGAGCGGAGGGGUCUGCAGCAGACGUGUGGGGACCUGGAGGAGCAGCGGGAGCAGCUGGAGGCCCAGGCAGCCCAGCUCCGGCGCGAGAAGGCCGAGCUGCAGGAGCAAGUGGGCCAGGCCAUAGGCGAGAGGCAGGCACUGGAGGGGCAGCUGGCUCGGAGCCUCCAGGACCAGGGGGCCCAGGUGGACAUGCUCCAGAGGACGCUGCAGGAGAAGGACGCCCUGGCUUCGGGGCAGGCCCAGCUGCUGGCCAAGCAGGAGGCCCUGGAGCGGCAGGCCCGGCUCUCCACGGAGGAGGCCGCUGAGCUCAGGGCCGAGAGGGAUGCCCUGGAGGCCCGGCUGUGGGAGACCCAGCAGGAGGCGGUGGAGCGGCAGGAGCGGCUGGAGAGGGACGCCCAGAGUGCGCGGCAGGCCGGCCAGGCCCUGCAAGGUGCCGCGGCCCCUCGGUGCAGCCCGCGGGUGGGGCCCUGUGCCCGGCUCCCCGUGUGGACGUGGCCCUGCCCGGGCCUGACUCCAUCCCUCGCAGCGGAAGCCUCGCGGCUGCGUGGGAACCUGCAGCGGCAGCAGGAGGAGGCGCGGGCCCUCCGCGAGGACGUGGCCCGGCUGCAACGGGAGAAGGAGAGUCUGGGCCUGUCUCUGGCGGAGGAGAGGGAGCGGGCGGCCAGCACCGCGGCCAACAGCGAGUCUCUGAAGGAGGCGGUGCAGAGCCUGCGGCGCGAGUGGGACGAGCGCCUCCUCCACCUGGAAGGCCAGAGGAAACAGGCGCUGUCCCAGAAGGACGCGGAGCUGGGGCGGCUGAGGGAGGAGGUGGCCGCGGCCGUGCGGGAGCUGGAGCAGGUGCGGCGGGAGGCCCAGAGCCAGCAGGCGCGGGCGGAGGACUCGCUGACCACCACGGCUGUGGAGCUGCGCACCCUGCAGGCCCAGUUCGAGGAAGCCAUCAAGGCCCACCAGGUGGAGACAGAGACCCUGAGGGCCCAGCUCCGGGAGGUGGCGGCUGAGAGAAGCAGCGUGGAGAGAGAGGCCGAGAGGCUGCGGGCCCAGCUGGCCGAGGCGCAGGAGGCCCUGGCCGGGCUGCGCCAGGAGCUGCGGGGCAGCCGGGAGAGUGCCGAGGCGCGGCGGCGGGAGGCCCUGGAGGCCGGCCGGGCGCGGGACCAGGAGGCGCGGGCGCGGGCCCUGCUGCGGCACGCCAACGCCGAGCUGCAGGCCGCCCUGCACAGCGCCCAGCAGGACAAGGCCCGCUCCAGGCGCUCUGAGGAGCAGGCGGCUCGGGAGGUGCAGGCCCUGGGCGAGGCCCAGCAGGCUGCGCGGGAGGAGGCGGCCGGGCUGCAGGUCAGCCUGCGGCAGGCGGAGCAGGCCCGGAGGGACGCCCAGCAGGAGCUGCAGGAGCUGCACGGACAGGUGAAGGCUCUGGAGGGUGAGAGGCAGCGGCAGAGCCAGGAGCUGAGACAGCUGCAGGCGCGGGGAGCUCGAGAAGUCCAGGAGCUGAAGAGGCAGGUGGCCAAGGCCCAGGCUGACCGCGAGGGAGCCAGCAAGGAGGUGCUGCGGCUGCGGCGGGCGCUGGCUGAGGCGGAGGCCUGCAGGGAGGCCCAGGAAAGGAGGCUGCGGGAGCAGGUGCGGGAGAGCCAGGAGGCGGCGCGGAGCCUGCGGGCGGAGCUGCAGGCCGUCUGUGGGAAGCUGCAGCAGGCCGCGGGCCGGGCGGACGCACUGCAGGCCCGCCUGGACAAGGCCAGCGGCCGGGCGCGAGGGCUCCAGGGGGAGCUGGCGCAGGCCCAGGGCGCCCGGCGGGACGCCGAGGAGCAGCUCCGCCGGCUGUGGGGGACCCUGCGCCGGGGCCUGGGGCUGCACGCCCGGAGCCCUUCCGCCUCUCCGGAGCGGCCCAGGUCCCCCAGCAGAGGUCAGUGUCCUGGGGCCGCCUGCCCAGGUGUCCUCGACCCCCGGGUGCCCUCCAGGCCCCACUCGCCGCUCCGGGGGCCUUGGCCGGUGCCUCGGGACCUGGGCGCGGAGGUGGACGUGGCUGCAGCACGGGACGCACUGAGGGACGUGGCCCAGCAGCUGCGGGAGGCCCAGCGCCAGCGGGAUGACUGGCGCUUCCAGGCCGAGAGGCUGAGCCUGCAUCUCAGUGAGGAGGAGAGCGAGCGGGCCCAGGCCCAGAGCCGCGUGGGGCAGCUGCAGAAGGCACUGGUGGAGGCCGAGGAAGGGGACCCCCAUCUCCCUCCCCAGGAAGAAGUGGACAUGCUCCGCCAGGCCCUCUGCAAGCGUGGGCAGCACAGCCAGCAGAUGGAGCGCAGGUGCCAGGAGGCAGAGCGGGCACGGCCAGCCCGGUGCCAGGUGGCCGCGCCGAGGGAGCUGCUGGACCAGCAUGCACGACGGCGCCGAGCCCACACCGCCCACACGUACCGGCCCAGAAGUGAGCCAGCGGCCGGCCACGGGCGGGACUACGGACCUGCCCGGCAGCCUCGCCAGUGACCCUCACAGCCCCCCGAUGGCUGCCGGGAUCCCCCAAGGGGCCACUUGUCAGGGACCUCGCCACAGUGCUCGAGAGUCACUCGGCCCCGCGGACGCCCCCACCCCAGCACACAGACCUGGGGAGGCCUGCAGCCGUGUCAGAACGCACCUGCGUCACCAACACAGGAGCUGGGGCCUGGCAGGGAUGGCCCGAUGACCGUGCUGGGCCUGCCCCCCUCCCAGUGGCCCUGCUCGGCACCUGACUCCCUCCAGGCCCAGCCCCAGGCCUGCGGGGGACAGAGCGGUCAGCGGGAGGCGGCGUCUCCUGCUCUGUCCAUCCAAGGGUCCCACCAGCGCCACAGCCCAGGACAGAGGGUGGCGAGGGCCAGGGCUUGGCCUGCUGGCCCCUCCCGUAGCUCCAGGGCACCCAGGCCUGAGGCCUCGACGACUGUGA